AUGGCACGAACAGCGAGCGUGGCCGAGGGGCAGGCUGGAGUCGACGUCGAUAUCCGAGCCGAAGGCGACGUGACGGACGAGACGCUGCGCACCAUUGUCUGUCGAGGCAUUGAGCUCAAUGUGGAGGAGCUUGGGGCUGCCUUGGAGCAGAUGCGCAAAGACAUGACGGAAACAUUGGACAAGCACCUCUUGUUAGUCUCAGGCCUGCGGACGAAGUACGAGAACGAAAAUGAGCGGCUGCGAUUGAAGGAGGAUCGGACCAACAGGGUCAAGAACUGGUGGGUGGGCCAUGGCAGUCCAGCCGAGAACGCGCUGUUUGAUCACAUUGGCCAGACCCCGAGUCUGCGGCAAGAGUUUAUCCGAACGGAGCAUGGGUCCAGUGGCGAGCUGACCUUUCGAGAGGACAGGGUCUGCCGCCACGAGCCUCUGUGUAUCAAGGGCUGUCCUACAAAAACGGCGUGGGCCGGCAACGAGCCGCGUUUUUUUGCCGAGAAGCAGCUCUCCAUAUUGACCCGCGUGAGCAAGACCUACUGGCUGUCCCUGAACGAACAGCACACCUUUCGAUACCCUCUGGAGCACAUGCUGAGCAGCUGGCUGCAAAAGCGGGGCGGGCUGGACACCCCUGACGACGAGAAUGGCAUUCACAAUGCCGAGCAGGACGACGAAGAUUUCCUCGCCGACGAGCUGGAUGAAGACCACAUGAGCCACGACGAGACGAUGACUUUGCGACGCGAGGUCCGGGACGCUCGAAACCACUACAACAACAGCCACCUGCUCUUCAACAUUGCGCCCCUGCAGACGAUGGUCAGCCCAGCCACCAUAUAUGCGACAUUUCGUCGACAAAUGACCACGUACCUGCAUCGGCCAAAGCUGGGGGUGGCCACGUGGCGACACGCCGCAACCUUCUGGAUGACGACGUUUGUCAUUAAUCGACUGUCGGCCGAGACGACCGGCGCCCUGGGCAGCCUGAUCCACACUCAAGCUCAACACUCUGGGGACACGGCCCAGCGGGCCUAUGCGCGCACAGCCAGUGACCAUGUGCAAACCAAAAUGUCGUCGCGACUGAUGCAUCAAGUGGCCUCGCAAAAGUGGCAUGCUUUGUUUGGACUAGAUCGCAAGCGCAGCAUGGCCGAGUUGACCGCGAGCCAAGAAGCAUUGGAAGCUCGCUAUCCCAUCAGCUGGAACCCGUGGCAACGGGGUGAAUGCGACGUCAUUGUGGCCACCAGCUGCCUCAGCACGGGUGUGGAUCUGCUCACCAUUCGCCACGUGCUGUGGUAUGGCAACGGCUACAACGUCUAUACGCUGGCCCAGGCAUUUGGUCGGGCUGGUCGCGAUAAACAGGGUGGAACUGCCGAGCUGUGGCUACCAGUGAGACGUGGGCCAGCACCAGGCAUGGAAAAGUUUGUCGAGGGCAAUGCGUGUCGCAGCUGGGCGCUCGGCAAGUUGCUAGAUCCCCGCGCCGCGACAUGCUUUGCUGCCGGCCAGCCGCUUUGUGACGUGUGCGCAGGAACAGCACAGCGCCUGGAGCCAGCAAUAGCUGCGCGCCAGCAGCGCGCUGCCCAAGCGUUGAGUGUGGCGCAUGUGGAAGCAGAGCCCGAGGCGAUGGCGGAGGAGGAAGAUGUGUUGUCUGAGCCACCUGCAGCACGGCUCGAGGAAGAAGAAUCGAUCGGGCCAGGGUCCACCUUGGAUGUAACUUUAGCAUCGAACAUUGACACGGCAGCAUCCCCAGGAUCAGCUGCCGUUGCAGCGCAGUCGAGCAGAAGCACUCCACGUGCCCAAGACACGGCUGUGGUGGCGACAAAUGCAGGGCCAAUGACGGAUGCUGCUGUGCCACGGAUACAGACGAGUGAUGCUUGGAUUGAUGAGGCAGAUACAGCAUCCAUGUCGGUGCCAGCUUCACCCAUGGUCUCUGAUGCUGAUGACGAGGCGCCUAUACAGCAAGAGGCGCGCGACCCGGAGCAAACCACGUUGGCAGAGGGCGAGAGCACGCCACAGCCAGUCAUGCAGUCAGCAGCACAGCCAACCCCCACGAAACACACGCCAACCCCGUCGGCCUCGAUCAUUUGCGUGCCAGUACCAUCGGCCUCGGGUUCAACCUCCUCUCCGGCGCGAUCGGCUGCAAGCUCAGCCUCGGGUACACUGCGGCGUAAGCGAGUGCCGCUGGCAGCUGAAAGUACAUCUACCCCUGGGUCUGACGAUCAUGACGACGAUGGCAACAGCAUCGCUACCAGCCCUGCGCCCUCAACAUCCAAGCGAUCGGCAUCGGAUGGCACGAGCACAGCUGCUGCUUCUUCAACAGCGGCGCAAGCAGCGGAGGCGCCUCUUCCGCAGCAAAACGAGCAGCAUCGAGUGGCACGCGCACCGCUACCGUUGCCGCUACUGCUACCACUCGCUCUGAAGCCACGGUAUCUGCUGCGGCUACGCCACCGAAUCGGCACAACGUCGCGCCAAUAUUUCGGUCGAAAUCAGGAACAAAAAAAAAAUAUCUGA
This is a messenger RNA of Monosiga brevicollis MX1, 2490 nucleotides long. RefSeq lists its product as uncharacterized. The transcript is spliced from 5 exons. The record is from RefSeq and is a predicted model, not a curated record. Bases 1 to 2490 code for a protein of 829 amino acids. NCBI's taxonomy places the organism in Eukaryota, Choanoflagellata, Craspedida, Salpingoecidae.